AUGGCGGACCUCACAGAGUACAACGUAGUAGUGUUCACUCGGAGUGAUGGUCAGGAUUAUGGACCGGGGUACUGGCCAGCCCCCGCAGAUGCGGCAACCAAGAAUGCGAAGAAGACGACGCAAGAAAAGACACCAAGAGCGAAACCUCAGAUGGUACGGCUAGCCGAAGAUGAUCCAAGGUUUCAGGAGUGGCGUGUGAAGCUAGGAAUCUUGCUGAAGCAAGAGCUUACACCUACAGGUGAGGACAUGCUCCCCUGCCUUCCCGCUGGCGCAGUCGUCUAA
Molecule: messenger RNA, 282 nt
Organism: Colletotrichum spaethianum
Lineage: Eukaryota; Fungi; Ascomycota; Sordariomycetes; Glomerellales; Glomerellaceae
Exons: 1
Coding region: 1-282 (93 amino acids)
Source: RefSeq, a predicted model, not a curated record